UGGGAUUUGAACCAAUAAUCCGGAUUACGGUGUAUAUUUAAUUGGAGGCGUUACUGAUAGUUGAUUGGUUACGUCUGUUCACUUAAGCUGUCAGUCGCCCUAUGGCGUUUCUAAUUCGCUCGUAAUCCGGAGAAUAUUACAAAGUGACCACUAAAAUGUUUCGAAAAGAACUUUCUCCGACUAGCAGGAGCUGUCACAUUCAAGCCAGUGAUAUAAUCGGUAGGAUUCGCUUCUCAACCCUCAAUAUUCUAAAUACUUAGCUUCUGGUGAAAAGUUCGUGUGGGUUAGCAGAAAAUCUCUUCCAUGUAAAAUGGUUAAAACUGAUUUUAGUGUAUGGUCCUUUGUGAAACAAUGUAUUGGAAAGGAAUUAUCUAAAAUCACUAUGCCAAUCAUUCUUAAUGAACCGUUAAGUUUUCUACAACGUGUUGCUGAAUACAUGGAAUAUUCCGAAUUACUAGAUAAAGCAGUUGGGGAGAAAGAUCCUAUUAAACGUAUGGAGCUUGUAUCCGCAUUCGCUGUAUCUAGUAUGUCAUCGAAUGCUGGUCGUAUUGGUAAACCAUUCAAUCCAUUGUUAGGUGAAACUUACGAGUUACACUACAGGAAUUUUGUAUUCGUUGCAGAACAAGUAUCUCAUCAUCCACCAAUCACAGCUUUUCAUGUUGAAUCAGAUAAUUAUAGUCUACGUGCUACUCUACAAUUUAAAUUACGUUUUUGGGGUAAAUCAAUUGACGUUCAACCGAAAGGAUUAGUUACAUUACAAUUAUAUCAUUUUAAUGAAUCAUAUACAUGGCAAAAUGUCAAUUUAACAAUACAUAAUAUAUUGACUGGUAAAAUUUGGGUGGAACAUACUGGCACAUUACGUAUCACAAAUCAUUCGUUAGGAUUAUAUUGUCAGUUAGAAUUUCAUUCAUCUAAUUCGUUUGGACAUGGUUGUAAUCGUGUUACCGGUGAAUUAUAUGCUCCAUCAACAUUAGAUAAAAUGAAGGCAGUUUCAACCUCAUAUACAUCACAUAAUACUACUGUUAAUACUACUAUUAAUAUUCUCAGUAAAAAUAUAUUUGAUCAUCAUAGUAAUUCAUAUGUAUUAAAACGUAUAAUUUUUGGUAAUUGGUCUCGUGGUCUAUUCACCGUCGAACCGAAUGUUUGGAAUGAAAAGAAGGAAAUCAUUGAUCCAAAGAAAAACAGUAAUAACAAUGAUAAUGAUGAUGCUGAUGGACAAUCGACCAACAGCUCUGAAUGUAUUGAAUUAUUGGAUUAUGGAUUCGAAAUACCACUAACUGGGCAACGUUGUUUAUGGAUUGCUACACCGAAACCAAUUAAUUCAAAGGACUAUUAUGAUUUUACACAGUACACAAUGGGUUUAAAUGAAUUAACAAUCUGUAAAUCAACAAUAAGUAAUGAUGAUAUAACUGAAAGUCGAACAAAAUCAAGCGUGAUCAUGUCAAAUUGUACAAAUAACCAUAGGGAAUUUAUUCCAUGUAAAGAAAAUUCAAUAUUUGAACAGUUUCUUCCACCGACAGAUUCCAGAUAUCGUCCAGAUAUACGUUUAUUUGAAAUGGGUCUUAUCGACAAAGCAGCUGUUGAAAAAUUACGUUUAGAAGAGAAACAACGUUAUAAGCGUAAAUCAUUAAAUGGUCAACGAAAAAUCUCUAAUUUUAAUUGGCCAAUAUCAACUAAUCAUAAGUCGACUGGUAAAGAGUUAAAUCCUACUUCUACAGAUAUGAAUAACGCUACAGUGAAUAAUACAGCUAAACAAUUUUUUACAAAUAAUCCAUUUAAAAAAGCAUUUUCAUCGAAUUCAACUGGGCAUCGUUCUAUAUUAACUGAUGACAAUGUUAAGAAUUCGUAUAAUUCUUGCACUACCACUACUAUUACUACAUCGGAUAUAAGUAGUAAUCAAAUUAUUAGUCCAUUAUGGUUUAUUCCAUCAGUGAAUCCAUUUACUAAACAAGAAGAAUGGAGAAUGACCGGUGAUUAUUGGAAAAGAGAUUGGAGUAAAUGUCCAGAUUUAUAUUAAAAUUUUAAGUUAUUUCAAUUCUUACAACAUGGUUAUGAUGUAUAUACAUAUAUAUAUAUAUUUCAUACAUGAAGAGUGUAAACGUGAUAAUUUCUAUUCUCUGCUUAUUUAUAUCGAAAUCUCUAUUGUGGACAUGACUUUUAUUAAAAAAUUCAUAAACGCUUCAUUAUACAAUAUUGAUCAAUGUAAUAAUAUUAUUAAUGUUAAUUGCUUCUUUGAUUUUGCUAUGGAGUAUAAAAAUAUUUAGGUUUAUCAUUUCUCAUUUCUUUACACUUACAUAACAUUCUAUUCAUUAUUGAAUGACAAAUUUUUCUAUCCUUCAAUCCUUUACCUUUCUUAUGUGCAAAAUAUUUAGUAAAUCAUGCUUUGGAAUUCUUUCAUUCUAUUAUUUACAAGUUAAAUUACCCUCUCUUGCACGAACCCAUAUGCACGCACGCACGCACGCACGCAUGCAAAUGUUCACUUUUUUUUCUGUUUCAAUGUACUUUUUACAAAUGAAAUCAUGUGCAUUUCAACUAUUUUGUUUCUGAUAUUUUUAUGAUUGUUUUCUUAUUUACAAAUUUAUUCAUUUUUCUUUUCAUCUAGAUAAGAUCUUAUUAUUUCGUUGAUAGUAUCCAGGGAAAAAUUUAUUUUUUCUCCUAAGAAAUAAAAACAUAUUCAUUUUAAUGAAGAGCAAAUAAUUUCCAACUUGUUUAAAUGUAUGUUUAUGCUUCUUAAACAAAGUUUUGCUGAUGUUUUGCUCAUUAUUGUUAUUUUUGAUUAUUUUCAAAUUAUGCUGCUUAAUUAUUGAAAGGAAAAAAGAAAGUGUAAUAUGAAAUUGUUUAGUUGAACUUUUUCGUGUUUCAUCUAAAUAAGUAACAUAUGUUACAUCUACGACUUGCUUAUCAUAUCAUCAAUGUUAUUUUAAUAGUUGAGAUUAUGAGUCAAUUGAAGCUAGACCACCAU
Schistosoma spindalis is the source of this 2962-nucleotide messenger RNA. Lineage: Eukaryota; Metazoa; Platyhelminthes; Trematoda; Strigeidida; Schistosomatidae. The record is from the annotation of a GenBank genome assembly.